GGUAGCAUUGAAGAUUUGAUUUCUCAAAACCAGAAGAAACGGUUAUGUUUCCCAAAUCUCAGGAGUAUCAGUUUCUAAGGAAAUUGGUCGAAGGAAAUUGAUCAGAAUGAGGAAAAGAAUAAACUGAAAAGCAGGAAGCAAUUAUUCAAAGAAAAGGAAGAUUUUUCUAAACGGCAAAAAACUUUAAUGCAAGGUAGAAAAAGAAUUAUGUCUUCUUCAGAUGAAUCCGAUCUCGAGUUAAUAGAAACUGAUUCUGAGGAUAUGUACGAAGACACUUUUCAAGAAAAUGUUUUAUCACCUCUGGAAACGAGAAAUGAAGGGAGAGUAAAAAGACACUUCGGAAAUGUCGAUCUGAAAAGAAAACGACAUGCAACAGCAUCAUCAGGAAACGGCUUCAAUUUAUCUAAAAGAAAUGAAGAAAUUUCAAAAACUCAUCCGACUGGAAAACUUGAUGCAACACUAGUAGACGAUUCAACCACUAGAGGUAGUCAAACUUUUAGUCAAAGAGGUGGAGAAACUUCAAACGGUGUUUUAACUCGCGAUCGGAGACCUGAUGAAAUUUCUAGAAGAAAUGGCACUCCUGAUAGAAAAGGUGUCGAAACUAUUAGAAGUGAUCGAACUCCCAGUCGAGGAGGUAUCCAAACUCCAGAAGGUGGUACAACUCCCGUUCUAAGAGGUAGCGUAAUCCGUGGGGAUGAUGGAACUCCAGAAGAUGGUCCGAUUUCUACUCAUAAAGUUGAUGGAACUCCUGAAGGUGAAAAAACACCUAAACAAAAAGAUUCCGUAACUCAAGGAGGGGAUCGAACUGACAGUCUAAAAAGUACCCAAACUCUAGAAGAUAGUCCACCUCUUAAUCGAAGAGGCGAUCAAACUCCAAUACUUAGAGAUGGCGUGACUCGAGGAGGAGGUCGAACUCAUAGUGCACUAGGUAUCCCAACUCCAGAAGUUAGGCCAACUUCUAAUCGAAGAGGUGAUCGAACUCCAAUACGUAGAGGUAGCGCGACUCGAGCAGGAUAUCGAAGUCGCAGUCCGGGGGGUACCCCAAGUUCAAAUCGGAGAGGUGCUCGAACUCCAAUACGUAGAGGUGGUGCGACUCGAGGAGGAGAUCGAACUCGCAGUCCAGGGGGUACCCCAAGUCCAAAUCGAAGAGGUGCUCGAACUCCAAUACGUAGAGGUGGCGCGACUCGAGGAGGAGUUCGAACUCGCAGUCCAGGAGGUACCCCAAGUUCAAAUCGAAGAGGUGCUCGAACUCUAAUACGUAGAGGUGGCGCGACUCGAGGAGGAGGUCAAACUCAUAGUUCACGAGGUAUCCCAACUCCAGAAGUUAGGCCAACUCCUAAUCGAAGAGGUGAUCGAACUCCAAUACGUAGAGGUGGCUCGACUCGAGGAGGAGGUCAAGCUCAUAGUUCACGAGGUAUCCCAACUCCAGAAGUUAGGCCAACUCCUAAUCGAAGAGGUGAUCGAACUCCAAUACGUAGAGGUGGCGUGACUCGAGCAGGAGAUCGAACUGACCGUCCAAGAGGUAUCCCAACUCCAGAACGUAGGCUAACUCCUAAUCGAAGAGGUGAUCGAACUGCUCGACGCAGAGGGGACGUAACUCGUGAAGGGGAUCGUUAUGUAGCAGAUGAGAAUGAAGAAGUUUAUCUUGGCAGUAAUUAUUUCAUCCAGGAGGACACUUGGCUGUUGAUGUUAAUGAAAAAUGACUCGAAAUUUGUCAGAGACAUGUCUGAAAUUCUGUGGGGCAAGAACGUUCUUAAAAAUAGAUACAUGAAAGAAAACCCAAGAGGCCAAAGAGAAAACAUGAAAAUAUUGACUCCUGACAAGUAUCAACUAGUUAAAGAUGCCCUAAAAUAUAAGUUGAAAUAUAAAAAUAAAGCUUCUGGGGAUAAUCGCGCAGUGCGAAUGAAACGCAUAUGGAGUCACAUGUCACAAAAAAUAAAUGACUGUAAGAGGAGAAGAUAAAAACUACACUAC
Molecule: messenger RNA, 1974 nt
Organism: Leptopilina heterotoma
Lineage: Eukaryota; Metazoa; Arthropoda; Insecta; Hymenoptera; Figitidae
Product: nascent polypeptide-associated complex subunit alpha, muscle-specific form-like
Exons: 6
Coding region: 187-1962 (591 amino acids)
Source: RefSeq, a predicted model, not a curated record